This is a messenger RNA of Manis pentadactyla (Chinese pangolin), 1544 nucleotides long. RefSeq names its product ACD shelterin complex subunit and telomerase recruitment factor (gene ACD). Lineage: Eukaryota; Metazoa; Chordata; Mammalia; Pholidota; Manidae. Gene Ontology annotation, molecular function: telomeric repeat DNA binding. The coding region runs from base 58 to 1422 and encodes 454 amino acids. Gene Ontology annotation, biological process: telomere maintenance via telomerase; telomere capping. The transcript has 12 exons. Gene Ontology annotation, cellular component: telomerase holoenzyme complex; shelterin complex; chromosome, telomeric region. The record is from RefSeq and is a predicted model, not a curated record.
GUCGCGGCACCCACAGGGAACUCAGGUGGAUGGUGCUUCGCUUGGUGUUGCCGCGGAAUGGCAGGCCCGGGGAGCUUGGUCCUGCGGCCCUGGAUUCGAAGGCUGAUCCUGGGGUCAGAGGCACUCUCAAGUCCGCGGGCGGCGCAGCUGCUUGAGGUACUGGAGGAGGCGGAGGCCCCGGGCCCGUCCCGCGCCCCUGACACAUCUGACGUCGGGACUACGCUGCUAGUGUCCGACGGGACCCACAGUGUACGAUGCCUGGUGACUCGGGAGGCUCUGAACGCCUCAGAUUGGGAGGAGAAGGAAUUCGGCUUCCGAGGAGCAGAAGGCCGGCUGCUCCUGCUGCAGGACUGCGGGGUACGCGUCCAAGUUGCUGAGCGCGGCGCGCCGGCGGAGUUCUAUCUCCAGGUGGACGGCUUCAGCUUGCUGCCCACGGAGCAGCCUCGGGAACGGGUGAUUGGUUGCAACCAGGACCCGGAUGUGCAGAAAAAGCUCCAUGAAUGCCUGGAGGAGCACCUUUCAGAGUCUACCUCCUCCAAUGCAGGCCUUUCACUGUCUCAACUUCUGGAUGAAGUAGAGGAGGACCAGGAGCAUUGGGGGGCGCUAGUGCACCUGGCUGAGAGCUGUCUGAUGCUGGCAGGCCCUUGCACUGCAUCCCCUCUCACACGCUGGGCUGCCUCACGCCACAGGGCCAUGGGAGAAGUUGUGUACACUGUCCCCAGCCUAUGGCUUCACAUCUCUGAGAAUGACCAGCGAAUCCUGAGCUCUUUGCAUCCGGGUCAGAAGACACAGGGCCUUGAGUUACCCCCACCAGACCCGGCUCUACAGGAACUAUCACUGACCCUGAUCUCCUCUUCUUCUUCACCCAGUUCCUCAGGAAGCCCUGCCUUACCCAGCCACAUGUCAUCAGAGGAAAACAGUACCAGUGUCAGCCUUCUGCCUGCCCUGUCCUUGGCUGCUGUAGACCCAGUGCAGCAGGGCAGCUCCCAGCCCCUACCAGCUGUCUGCUUAGCCCCUGGUCCCCUGCCUGCCAGUUCUCCACACCCUAGCUGUGUAUCCAACUCCUCACUCUUGAGCUGCACCCCAAGUCUUUCACCCCUUGGCCCUGGCCCCAGUCCACACCAGGCCCAUGUGACCAGGGCCCAGAAACCUAGCCUUGAGUUCAAGGAGCUAGGGUUGCUCCCCAAGAACUGGCAGCGCUCUCGAAGGACAAGAACCAUCAAGGGAGCCCUGGAUUCCAGCCCUGUCUGGGACCCUCCAAAGAGGCAUCGUGAUGGUUCCGCCUUCCAAUAUGAGUACGAGCCACCCUGCACCUCCCUCUGUGCCCAGGUCCAGGCUGCCAGGCUCCCUCCUCAACUUGUGGCUUGGGCCUUGUACUUUCUGAUGGAACCACAACCAGAAUCUGAGCUAACCCAGGUGUAAGGGGUUAUGCAAACACAUGAUAGGAUGUGUGCAUACAAGUCCAUGCCUGUAGGUGGACAAACAGUGCUCCACACUCUGCUUCCUUUGAGUUUUUUAAUAAAAUAAUCUCAUGCGGCAGGAAA